AUGCCCUCUUUUCUUCUCAAUCAAUUGGAGAAAGGGACAGACUUCAAUACGAAGAUUCAUCCGUCAUAUUUUGUAUAUCAAUCAAAAUCUUGCCAUGCCAAAAUGAGCAACUUUUUAAAAUCGAUUCAACCAACCCUCAACGAAAUCGUUUAUGAUCUUACUGGAUUAACCCUUUCAGAUCGAUUUAAUCCACACAAGAAACUAUUUGAAGAUGCGAUUAUACAUCGUUCGAAUGUCAAUGUCGAAAAACGUCAUGUCGACAAAAGUAUCCAAGGUUUAAAAGAAAAAUAUAUCGUUCAUGCUCAAGAUAAAAAGGCUGAUCUAUUGGAAUUUCUUAUCAAACGAUUCAGCAAUCGACCUUUGUUGAAACAUUCACCAGAAAGUGAACUUCAUCUGUCGUGUUUACAGUUCAUCAUUUCCUUAGCUCGAAGACCAUUGGAUGUCGAAUUAGAUGACUUCUCUCGUCUCGUUCAUGAACAAGUUGAGGAAGCGAAUUUCAAUUGGCCUGCAUUUUUACUUGGAAAUGAUUAUCAACAGCCGAUUGCUUCCGACGAUUAUCAAGAUGACGAGAGUCUCACUGACGACGACGACGAUCGAAUGGAUUCCACUUCCAUCCAGAAUGACACAAUAGUUGACAUUGAACUGGAAUCCAAACCAAUCGAUGAUAUCGAACAGCAGAAUUAUUCGUCGCUUGAUCGAGAGAUUCUCACGUCGUACUGGCAUGGCAAACAAGCCGACGAUGUCUCACCAGCUCUUCGAGAUUUCGCCCUGUUCUGGGACCAAACUAUGAUGAAAACAACCCAUUUAGCUUAUCGAGUGAACUCACAGACAGUGACUGAAUACAUUCUGAUUCGCGAAACUCUUUGGCUCCUGAUGAAUUCGAAUGAAUUGCAUGUGUAUUCUAUCGAUGAGAAUGAGCAAGUGCAUGUUGCGGACUUUGUUCGCCUGUGUGAUGUGACACCGGUAGCCAUUCAAGAAUGCUUACAAAAAUUUACUUUACUUUCAAAUCAAUUUCAAUUAGCCACAAGAUUUCUCAGAAAAAUCACUCAUUCAUGUCGAACUGUUUCGUCAUUUGCCCAAGCAAUUCGAGACCAAAUGACUCUUAUUCACUUUCAACUGGCAGAUAUUGAAAAAUCCGUUCUCCAACAAAAACAUACAUACACGAUACUCUCGUUUUAUCAACAACUAGAUUCGUUAGGUUUGAUUUCCAAAGGCGAAUGCAUCGAGCGGAUAUUCGAUCAGAUAUUCUUCGACGAGGACAAACUCAGUUGUGAUUUAACAUUGGAAUUAAUACACGUUCUGUACAAAAAUGUGCUUAUGUCAGAAAUGAUCAAUAAUUUGACGUUUUUCAAUUUUUUCCUUCCACUUUUUAUAUCAAGUUGUCGAAUCUAUUUGGAAAUCAUUCAGAAUUGGCUAGCAAAUGGAAAUCUAGAUGAUCCUUUCGAGGAGCUCUUCAUCAAACGGAAAACUGAUGUGUCGGUAGAAGCUUUGGACUUCUGGCAUCAAUCAUAUACAGAGCAAGUCGAGAAUGUCUCAUUAAUACCACGAUGGUUAGCAUCAGUAGUUCCAUCAUUGAUCAAAGCAGGCAAAUGUGCAGAAAUUCUCAAGUCAAACAGUGUUUUAACAAAUGAAGAAGAAUCACAAUCAUUCGUGGAAAAGUUUUCACAACAUUUGCAAGUGAACUGUAAUCUAACAAAACAAACUUGGACUCCUCUAACUGUCAUACACGAUUCCGAAACGAAUACUCUUGUAAAACCACUAAAAUCAAAUCCAUCGAUCUCUCUGAACUUGUUAUUCGACGAUAUCGAUAAUGAAAGGAACUCAUUCCUCGCAUUAGCGUUCAAUCAGAUGCAAAUGUCCAAACCGACUUUACUCGAUAUUAAUCGUGAGCAGUUAUGUCUUUCUUCAAGUAUCAAUCAAUUGUCGAAUAUCGAGUGUAUUCUACAGACUUUCAGCGAACAAAUCCUGUUGGUAAAAUGUACUCAAUUAAUCGAUCAACUCACUAAUGACAUUCUGCAUCGACUGAACUAUUUAAAACAUAUCGAGUAUAUUCGAAACUUUUUUCUCUUCGAAAACGGCUCAUUUAUGCAUCAAUUCGCACUGCGACUAUACGCUAAAUUGUCUCAGACAAUUCACGAACGUCUAGAUGCAUUCACAGUCCUUGUUUCAUUCGAUAGUACACUAACAAUGUUCGGUCUGGAUAAAAUUCAAUAUCCAUUGAGUGUGAUAUUUCAGUCGGCAACAGAAUCAUCCAUCACACAAAAGUACAUCAUACAAAAUGUUCAAUUAAAAUAUGAUUUACCCAAAGAACUAGUAAUCAUUGUCAAACCGGAGCAUAUGGAAACCUAUCAGAAAUGUUUUGCAUUUGUUUUACAAGUCAAGCAAGCAAAAUAUGUGCUAGAUCAAUUAGUUUUCAGUGAAUUUCGCGUGAAAAAUCGUGUCCGUAACCAUCGACUAUAUCGUCACCAAUCUUACCAAUUACACCAUGAAAUGUUUCUUUUACGUGCUCGACUUCUUCAUGCCGUCAAUGCUGUGAAUAAUUUCGUUCUCACCACGUUUCACACAGCCGGGGAACAAUUUGUUGAAAAACAUGCGGCGAAGUCGAUCGAUAUUGAAUCGAUGAUCAUUUAUCAUGAGAAAUUUCUCACAGCGCUCGCAAUCGGCAGUCUUCUACAACCAAAACAACAAGCUAUUCGCGAGCAAUUGAUGAAACUAUUUGAAAUUGUCACUAUAUUUGCACGACGUUGGCAAUUAGGCUUUGAUUCAAUUAAAAUUGAACAUAUUAACAAAUUGAAAACAGAAUUUAAUCAAACAAAACAAUUUAUUUCGAUUGUUCUUAAACCAUUCUUACCUCGAAUGAUUGAUUCCCCAUUACGCGCACUUGCCUGUGCUCUCCAAGAUGAUUUCUAUUCGAAUAGUUAA
This is a messenger RNA of Adineta ricciae, 2922 nucleotides long. The record is from the annotation of a GenBank genome assembly. NCBI's taxonomy places the organism in Eukaryota, Metazoa, Rotifera, Eurotatoria, Adinetida, Adinetidae.